This is a messenger RNA of Rotaria sordida, 1875 nucleotides long. Lineage: Eukaryota; Metazoa; Rotifera; Eurotatoria; Philodinida; Philodinidae. The record is from the annotation of a GenBank genome assembly.
AUGGAAACUUCUUGUAAUCAAUCAACGUUGGAAAUGCUUCCAGAUGAGAUGCUAUUAGAAAUUUGUAAAUAUUUAUUAUGUACUGAUAUUCUUCUAUCUUUUACUGGUCUUAACAAUCGAAUAACACAAAUGAUCAGUGAAUAUCAUUAUCAUAUAUCAUUACAUAAAACAUCUAUUUCAAAAUGUGAUUAUUUAUGUGUAAAUAUUCUUCCACAAAUUGGUUUUCAAAUUCGAUCAUUACUUAUUGAUUGUUGUUAUUCUAUUUUGCAAGAUGAUUUAUUUAUUAAAUAUUUUGAUAAGAAAAUGUCAAUAAUAUUUCCUAAACUAGAACGAAUAAGUCUUGUUUCCUAUCAAUAUAAUCAAUUAAUUACUUUUCUUAAUACUCUAUAUGAUUUAAAUUAUCUUGUUGAAAUUCGUUUAUAUAGUCUUUUUCCAAUUAAUAAAAUCAAUCAAAUAACAGUCGUUCGAUCAUUAAUUCAAGCAAAUAAUCAUCGAAUUACAACAAUAUUAAUCGAUGAUCAAUCAAGUUCUUUACAUUUUCAUCAAGAUGAUUAUUAUUUGAAUAUUAUUCGAUUACGUAUCAAAUUAAGAACAAUUGUAAAUUUAUCAUGUCUCUUUCAUGCUAUUCCAAAUAUUCAAUAUUUAGAUAUAAUACUUGAUGAAAAUGAUAGUUUAUCGGAAUAUUUUGAUCAAUUGAUUUUAUCUCCUCUUUUUUAUCUUAUUCAUUUUCAACUUAUAUCUACUAAGCAGUCAUGGACACUCGAAAAAUUACGUCUAUUAUUUGAUCAAUUACCAAUAGUAAGGUAUCUAUCACUUUUUCUUUCUACAGAUGAUAGACGUCUUAUCGAAAGUGACACAAUUCUUUCUUACCUUCCUUCGACUGUUCAACAAUUUGACUAUGCUAUUUAUUUUUAUCAUAAUAUAUCUUUUGAUGAAAUUAAUGAGAUUAUUACUUCUUGGCCAACAUCUCAUCCAAUUACAUGCUUCCACAAAGAUACACUCUUAUUUAUUCAUACGUUACCUUGGCGUUUUACUCGUAUUUCAUUUCCAACUUUUAUCAAUAAAAUGAUGUCAUGCAAAACAAAUAAUAUAACUGGUUAUGAGAGUAGUGUUGAACAAUUGGACGUUACGAUCGAUAAAAGUUUUACUUUAAUCAAGUCUUUAGGAAUGAUAUUACAAUGUCGUCAAGUAAGAGAUAUUACUAUUUACGUGAGAGAUACUGGUGAUACCGUUAAAGAAGAACAAUGUCCAAUAUCUCAUAUUCCUAAAUUAUCUCGACUUAUUCAAAUUGCGUUUCAUGGAUCAAUAUCCUCUGAUCUAAAUCAUUUUUCAUUUCUUCUCAAUGUUGCACCUAAUAUUUUUCGCUUGGAUUUACCUUUUGAUUAUUUAUGGCAAUUGAUUGAAAAUGAACAAACACGUUAUCUUCUUAGUCAACGUAUUACUUCACUUUCUAUCCUCGAAAAUGUAACAAAACCAUCAUUAGUAACACUCAAUGAAGAACAUAUACCUAUCAUUGCUUCUACAUUCUUUCGAUUGUGUGAUUUGUAUGUCAAUCUAACACAUUUAUCACCUAGCACAACAGUAGUCUCAAACGACAAUACUAUUCUUCACAAAUUUACAAUACAAAGCUUAUCCAUUCCGUCAAAUCAACAGACACACGAAGUUGUAUCACCAUAUUCAAGUGAAUCAAUGAUUGUAUGUUUGUUGACAGAAUUCAAAGAACAUAAACUAGUUGGUCUAUGCAUCACUGGACAAUUCUUUGAAAAGAUAAAUACAAAUGCAAAACAAUGGUUACAACAUAAUACCGUUCUUUGUGAACAACAAUUUGAAGCUAUUUUUAACAAGAUGUUACAUCGAUUACUCAUUUGGAUGUGA